This is a messenger RNA of Schistosoma margrebowiei, 225 nucleotides long. Lineage: Eukaryota; Metazoa; Platyhelminthes; Trematoda; Strigeidida; Schistosomatidae. The record is from the annotation of a GenBank genome assembly.
AUGGUUGAAGUUUAUCUUGAUGGAGAAGAAGAAGAAGAGGAAGAAGAAGAAGAAGAAGAGGACGAAGAAGUGGAAGAAGAAGGAGAGGAAGAAGAACAAGAGGAGGAGCAAGGAGAAGAAGAGAAAGAAGAAAAGGAAGAGGAAGAGUAUGAAGAAGAAGAGGAAGAAGAAGAAGAAGAAAGAGAAGAAGAGGAAGAAGAAAAGGAAGAAGAAGAAGAAGGAUGA